This is a messenger RNA of Apaloderma vittatum (bar-tailed trogon), 540 nucleotides long. Its product is annotated as transmembrane protein 88-like. Gene Ontology annotation, cellular component: plasma membrane. Gene Ontology annotation, molecular function: PDZ domain binding. The record is from RefSeq and is a predicted model, not a curated record. The coding region runs from base 1 to 540 and encodes 179 amino acids. The transcript has 2 exons. NCBI's taxonomy places the organism in Eukaryota, Metazoa, Chordata, Aves, Trogoniformes, Trogonidae.
AUGUCUGGCCAAGACACUGAGGACUUUGGAGCAGAAAACCUCUCAGAGAAGUCUCGGAUGAUUCCGAGCCUCCCGCCGUAUGACAUGGAUGAGCAGCUCCUUCCCAGGGAGCGCCGGAGUGCCUGGUGCUGCUUGGUAUGGACCUUGGUGGUGGUCACCAUGAACUCCUUGGUCUUUUGCAUGAAUUUGCUCCUGAUGUUUGUUAUCUUCACUGUUGUUCUGCUUCCUACCAUUGUGGUGGUUUACUUUGGCUUCCAGUGCCACUCUCGGGUGCUGCACUCAGCUGCUCGCUACUGCAAAAGCAUCUUGGAUGACAACAGCUCUUCUGCCCUCAUUAUCCUCGGCUUCGUCAUCAUGUCCCCUCUCAUUGUGGUGGCCAUGGCUAUCUACUGCAGCCUGGCACGGCGUCUCCGCCUCUUGAUGUGCUUCCAGCCGUACAGCAGGGCCGUGUACAAGGGGGUGAAGUGGCGCUGGUACGAGGAGGGAGGGCUGUGCCGCUGUGCCAAGGGCUGGAACACUCAGGUCAAGGCCUGGGUGUGA